Molecule: messenger RNA, 931 nt
Organism: Aplysia californica (California sea hare)
Lineage: Eukaryota; Metazoa; Mollusca; Gastropoda; Aplysiida; Aplysiidae
Product: SET and MYND domain-containing protein 5
Molecular function (GO): protein binding; histone H4K20 methyltransferase activity
Source: RefSeq, a predicted model, not a curated record
CCUUCAACCUGCUUCCGGUGACAACAUUUAGAAAAGAUGGCGGCCCCCAUGGAAAGUGUGUCCGUGAAGCAGAUUUCUGAGACGAAGGGAAAGGGCUUGAUUGCAAGAAAAUCAUUCAAAAAAGGAGAUGUCAUACUGGAGGAAAAGCCAGUAGUUUGUGCUCAGUUCUCAUGGAAUGAGCUGUACAAUUAUAAAGCUUGUGAGUUCUGCCUGAGAUCGCUAGAGAAGGCUGAAAAAAUGGCACAAAGGCUGACAGGCAACACUGGGGUGUCACUUCCACAUCCAGAGUGCUGCCAAGUUGAUCCUUCAUCAUUUGUCCAGUGUCCUCAAUGUCAAGUGGUUUACUGUAGCCCCGCUUGUCGAGAUGCUGCUUUUAGUCUGUAUCACCAAGUGUUGUGCAUGGGCUCAUCUCGAGAGGACCCUGCUCAUCCUUUGGCUGUACUUGGAGAGACGUGGAGAUCCUUCCACUACCCUCCCGAGACUGCCAGUAUCAUGCUACUUGCCAAGAUGAUUGCUAUGAUCAAACAAGCAAGUGAUAAAGGCUCAGUGCUCUCCAUGUUCUCUGGUUUCAUCAGUCACACUGUCAAUCAACAAGAGCAUAUAGCCCACAAGCUACUUGGAGAAAAGUUCAAGGUUCAGAGAGAAGUGCUGAGGGAACAGCUGGCUGCAAUAUUGUACGAGGAAGCUGCUCAGGAGUGGUUCACUCCUGAAGGGUUUAACUCUCUUGUAGCCUUGAUUGGGACCAAUGGUCAAGGUAUUGGUUCAAGUUCUUUCAGUAGCUGGGUCAAGGCCACAGAGCAGCUGUCUUUGAGUGAGCAAGAUAAAGCGGAGUUGGACAACACUGUUGAUAAACUCUACAAUGACAUGUGGGAAGUAUCUGGCCAGUUUUUGGACUGCGAGGGAUCGGGUUUAUACCAGCUUCAAAGUGCAA